UUUGACUUUUAGUUAAAGAGAUGCGCAUGCGCAGGAUAGUUAGUGCGAGCGAGACAUAUAACUGACUUCCACUCCAACAUGGCAGCCCUGCUCUGCAAAGUGGCCAAAGCCGUCGGCGUGCGGGGCUGUCGGCGCUUGUCCCAGUUGGCCGAGCUUCCGGAAACUCACCACAUGCUGCGGCAGACGUGUCGGGACUUUGCCGAGCGCGAACUGAUGCCCUUGGCUGCCCGGCUGGACAAAGAGCAUACAUACCCGGCGCAGCAGAUUUCGGAGCUGGGCGCACUGGGCGUGAUGGCCAUGGAGAUUCCUGAAGAGCUGGGCGGCGCCGGCAUGGACUACUUGGCGUACAGCGUGGCCGUGGAGGAAAUCAGUCGCGGCUGCGCCAGCACCGGCGUGGUGGUAUCCGUCAACAACUCUCUGUACUUGGGUCCGAUCCUGAAGUUUGGUUCCGAGGAUCAGAAGCAGAAGUGGAUCCCGCCUUUCACCGACGGCCAACGUGUGGGCUGCUUCGCCCUCAGCGAACCAGGCAACGGGAGCGAUGCCGGCGCCGCGUCCACGACGGCGCAUCAAGACGGCGACGACUGGGUCCUGAACGGCACCAAAGCCUGGAUCACCAACAGUUGGGACGCCUCCGCCGUCGUGGUUUUCGCUACUACCGACAAAAAGCUCAAGCACAAGGGAAUCAGCGCCUUCCUGGUGCCCAUGCCCCACCCAGGGCUGUCGCUUGGCAAGAAGGAGGACAAGCUGGGCAUCCGGGCGUCGUCCACCGCCAACAUCAUCCUGGAGGACUGCAGGAUCCCGUCGGACAACAUGCUGGGCCCCCGCGGGGCCGGAUUCAAGAUCGCCAUGCAAACUCUCGACAGCGGGCGCAUCGGCAUCGCGGCGCAGGCGCUAGGUAUCGCCCAGGCGUCGCUGGACUGCGCCGCCGAUUACGCUCAUAAACGCUGCGCCUUCGGAUCGCCCAUCGGGAAACUCCAAGCCAUCCAGUUCAAGCUGGCCGACAUGGCGCUGGCCAUCGAGAGCGCUCGCCUGCUGACGUGGAAGGCGGCCAUCCUGCGUGACGCUGCCAAACCUUUCACUAAGGAAGCAGCCAUGGCCAAACUCUCUGCCUCAGAGGCUGCCACCUUCUGCGCACACCAGGCCAUCCAGGUGCUGGGAGGGAUGGGCUACGUGAGCGACAUGCCCGCCGAGCGCCACUACCGCGACGCUCGUAUCACCGAGAUCUACGAGGGCACCAGCGAGAUUCAGAGACUGGUCAUCGCCGGGCAGCUGCUCAAGGACUAUGGAGCCUAGCCGUACGAGCUCACACGAAAACCGCCAAAACACCACCACGAGGUGGUAGCGCUGCUCUGUACAGUGAAUUAACUUCAAAUGGAUUUGACGUCUAGCACCGUCAAUGGCACCCAAAUGAGUUAACUUGGGGUGGUGCCUGAAGAGGACUUUUUUUUUUGAUUAAUAAAGUUGAAAAACAUUUGGUAACCCAGAAUGUCAAAGUGCACAGAUGUGGGAUGUCAUCCGCAGGGUGGAGUUCAUAAUAAGAAUGAAUGAACCCCCAGAGCUUAACAAAAAAAUCCAUCAGGAUCCCUCAGCUAAUCACUAAAAACGAGGGAUCACUGUAUUAGGUGUUGGGGCAAAUGUUACAUACAGUAGAGCAAAUAGUAUUUAGUCAACCACCAAUUGUGCAAGUUC
Messenger RNA from Corythoichthys intestinalis (scribbled pipefish), 1689 nucleotides. It is a transcript of the gene acads, whose product is annotated as acyl-CoA dehydrogenase short chain. Gene Ontology annotation, cellular component: mitochondrion. Gene Ontology annotation, molecular function: flavin adenine dinucleotide binding. Gene Ontology annotation, biological process: fatty acid beta-oxidation using acyl-CoA dehydrogenase; butyrate catabolic process. The record is from RefSeq and is a predicted model, not a curated record. The transcript is spliced from 10 exons. NCBI's taxonomy places the organism in Eukaryota, Metazoa, Chordata, Actinopteri, Syngnathiformes, Syngnathidae. Bases 79 to 1293 code for a protein of 404 amino acids.